Molecule: messenger RNA, 1198 nt
Organism: Rhagoletis zephyria (snowberry fruit fly)
Lineage: Eukaryota; Metazoa; Arthropoda; Insecta; Diptera; Tephritidae
Product: elongation of very long chain fatty acids protein AAEL008004
Biological process (GO): fatty acid elongation, polyunsaturated fatty acid; fatty acid elongation, monounsaturated fatty acid; very long-chain fatty acid biosynthetic process
Cellular component (GO): endoplasmic reticulum membrane
Molecular function (GO): fatty acid elongase activity
Source: RefSeq, a predicted model, not a curated record
AUUAAGUAUUCUACGUUUUUGCUUAUCUCUUUAUGCAGGUGCUGGGGCCACGAUUAAUGGAGAAUCGUAAACCAUUCCGCUUACAAAACACACUGGUAUUCUACAAUGCAGUGCAAGUGAUAUUUAGUGCAUGGCUGUUUUAUGAGUGUUUAAUGGGCGGCUGGUGGGGUCAUUACAGCUUUAGAUGUCAGCCAGUGGAUUAUAGCGAUGAUCCCACUACGAAGCGUAUGGUACACGCGUGUUGGUGGUACUACUUUUCCAAAUUCACCGAGUUCUUGGAUACGAUCUUCUUUGUGCUACGCAAGAAGACGAGCCAAGUAACAACGCUGCAUGUCAUACAUCACGGCUGCAUGCCGAUGUCCGUCUGGUUUGGUGUCAAGUUCACACCAGGUGGUCACAGCACUUUCUUCGGCCUGCUCAACACAUUCGUGCACAUCAUUAUGUACACGUAUUACAUGUUUUCAGCCAUGGGUCCACAAUACCAGAAAUAUUUGUGGUGGAAGAAAUAUCUGACCACUCUGCAGAUGGUACAGUUUGUGCUGAUCAUGGUGCACGCCUUCCAAUUGCUCUUCAUCGACUGCAAUUAUCCAAAGGCGUUCGUUUGGUGGAUCGGCAUGCAUGCGGUGAUGUUCUUCUUCCUGUUCAAUGAAUUCUACAAGAACGCCUACAAGGGACGUCGCACGAAACACAAAAAUUUAUUGAUGUUCAUUUUGCAGCGCAAAGAGAAGGACGACGACGACUUGGAUGUGCAGAAAACGAAUAAAGCCGUGACGGAGGAGCAGCAGAAAGCGUCACUCACAAAUGGCCACAUCAGCAAUGGAGUAGUCAGCAAUGGCAGCCUUGCCAACGGACUGACAAAGAAUGGCUAUAAAAUGGCAUCGACGUCGCUGCUGGCCAACGGCAGUGGCACCACCUUGAAUGGCAGCAUCAAGCCGACGACGGCGAAUGGCAGCUUGCACAAAAAUGGCGAUGCGCCGCUGCUAGUCAAUGGUCAUAGCAAAAUGGGCGUUGAACUGUCGACGCAGCUGACGCAGAGAAAAUUGCAGCAACAACAAAAAUAAUAUAGGGCAAAAGGCAUAGCAGCCAAUGCGACAGCAACUGCAACUGCAACUGCAACUGUAAUAGCAACAGCAACAACGACAGCGACAGCGACGGUUACGGCGACGACAGCCGCAACUAAGCUAACAACACAAAAAAA